UAUGCUUAUGGUGCCAGAGCUGAGAUUCCUUCACCAAAUUCAACAUCAUGAAGGCUGUCCUAUGUUUUCCUCUAUGAGUUUUAUACUUUUGGCUCUCACAUUUAAAUCUUUGAUCCAUUUCAUAUUCAUUUUUGUGUAUUGUGUGAGUUAAGGGUCUGCCUUUGGUAGGUGGCUAUCCUGGGGUCCCAACACUACUGGGUGAAUCUUUCCCGCAAGUGAUCUUGGCAUACUUGUUGAAAAUCAGCCAACCACAGACACAGGCAUUUGUUUACAGACUCUCAUUCUGCUCCAUCAAUCUACAGGUUUAUCUUUGUGCUGGUACCACAUUGUCUUCAUUUCUGUUGCUUGGUAGUAAGUCCUAAACUUGGGACAUGGGAGUUCCCCAGUUAGAUUGUUUUUUUUCCAAGGUUGUUUUGGCCACUCUGGAGAUCUAUCCUGGAAAAGCUUUCAAUGGCACUUGGAAAAAAUCUUGUUCUCUUGUUGUUGGCCAGAGUGUUGAUUAGAUACGGUUGAUUCAUGGUGUUGUUCAAGUCGUCUGUUGCCUUGCUGAUCUUCUGCCUAGUUGUUCUAUCCACUAUGGAAAGUGUGAUGUUGAAUUCUCCACCUACUUGCUUUCAAUUAUAUAUUUCUCCUUUUUUGCCUUGUCUAUUUUGGUGCAUAUGUGUCUCUAAUUCUUAUACUUUGCUGAUCAAUCUACCCUUUUCUCAUGAUAAAAUGCCCCCCUUAUCUCUAGUAACAUUUCUAAUUGAAGCCUAUUUUUCAUCCCUAAAUCUACUUUGAUAUUUAAAGACUAAUGUACAGACAGCCUAGGGUUUCAAUGGCUGCUGUUAGGGUUAGGGUUAGGGUUAGGGUUAGGGUUAGGGUUAGGGUUAUAUGUUUUCCCAUCCUCUCACGUUCAACAUUUCCUACGAAAUCUUCAAAGAUGUUCUUCAGUAGAUGUUUUGCACUUCAUCUUUACCCUCAGGACCACUUCCACAGCCUUCAAGUCCUUCCACCAAAGUGCCACUAGGGAAUGGGUUAGUGAGCUCCUCAUACUGUCAUGACAAAAGUCAAACACCAAAUCCAUUACAUUUUUAAAAUUCAUAAUCUUAUUUUGCACUCAAAAGCAAAACUUCAUGACAGAGGAGCACACGCUUUUGAAAGGUGCAACGUCCUCCUCCCAUUAAUACCGUGAAGAAAUUUAUUGUAGGUUUUGUCUUUGAUAACAAACAUCUUGUGCAUGAAAGGAUUAUUCACUUGAAUACUUGCAACAGUACCCAUUUUAGUCUAUCUAGUCUGCUCAAAACACUAGUUAAAACUGUUGCGUCAUUUGCAAAGAGGCAGCUUGGGGUUUACUAUGGGUUCACGGGUAGGAAAUGCUAAUUAUUCUUCAAAAUAUACUAUAAAUCCCAAGAAAUAGUGCAGGAAAAAUAAAGAAAAAAAUGAAGAUUCUUAUGAAAUGAGGGAAGACAUAGAUUUUAGAUUGGAAAAGACAUUCUAAGUCAGAGAAAUUAAUAAAGGAGAAACAUCCUUCAGAUAUCAAAUAAUACAAACAUCGAAAUGUGAAGAGCUUUUAUCUAUUUCCGUGUAGUGGAAUUCAAUGUAAUUCCCAAACAGAACCAGAUAAAAGUUCUUGAAGAUUAAAGAAAAUAUUACGCAGGUAGAAAGAUGUUAUUCAAGGAGGAAAAAAGCAGGUAAUAAAUUACAAUGCUGACAUUUAGAGAGUUCUCUAUCACACUGUUGAGUGAAUAAAGACGACAAAGAAAAGAACGUAUGCUCACCAAAAUGUUAAUAGUGGUUACAUGGCAGAAUUUAGGGUGACAUUUACUUUUUUAAAAAUUUCAUUAAAGUAUAUUAGAUUUCCAGUGGUCUCUCAACUUCCACUGUACACCAAAGUAACCCAGCCACAUAUACAUACAUAUACACACAUCCUGUCUUUUAUACUACCUUCCAUCAUGUUCUAACCCAAGAGACUGGACACAGUUCCCUAGGCUGUACAAGAGGACCCCAUUACUUAUCCGUUCUAAAUGUAAUAGUUUUCAUCUACCAACCCCAAACACCCUGUCCAUUCCCAUCUAUCUCCCCUGCCCCCGGCAAACACAGGUCUGUUCUCUCACACUAAGUGAAGUGAGUCACAAAGAGAAAGACAAAUACCACAUGAUAUCACUGAUAUGUGGACAUUCACUUUUUUCAAUUAAAAUUGUUCUUUAUCGCUGGAAUUAGUUACACUGGAAUGUAUUGCUUAGAAUCAACAGAUAGCAACGUAUUAAGGGCUACCCAUGCGACUUUUUUUAAAAGGUGCAUCUUAAACUGUUGAAGAAGUUUCAACAAAUUCCAAAUGGCAGAAAUCGACAAUAAGUGAAUCUAAGUUUAAGAUGGAAGAUAAUGCAAACACAUCAUAUCAAAAAGGUGAUAAAGAUGGCACAUAAGAAAGGAAACUACAGAUAAACCUCAUUUGUAACUAUGACUACAAAAGGCUAAAUGCAACAACUGCAAAUCGAUUUCAGUAUUUUAUGCUGGGAGUGGAAAUGCAUUUCAACAUUACCAGAGCUGUUCACGCAGCAGGCACUGAAAAGUCAUUGGAUUAAAAGUGAAAAGACACACCUAAUUAUUAAAAUAUCAUGAGCAAAGUACAAACAGAAGGAUAGUUGCUGCAUAGAGACACCCUCUUGUGCUUAAACCUUUCAAGGCUCUUUACUGCACUUGAGGAAACUUUUUCCAUCUUAACAAGGCUCUGAAGGACCUGAACCCUGCUUACACGACAAGCCCAUAUCUCACCACUCUCCUCUUCACCCCAACCACACUGACCCAUAUUUAAUUCUUUAAAUACAACAGCCUAUGGUUCACACGAAGUAAUGGAGUCAUAAAGAGCAAGGUAACUUACCAGAGGCUUCUCAGCUAGAAUGUGUCAGAGAGCCCAGACUUUAUUUCGAGUUUUUUGAAAUCCCCUUUUUAUCUCUAGGAGCAUUGCAGUUGCUUGUUUUCAGGUUCCCACAUGGAUAAUCCUAUCAGCAAAUCAGGAGAGUUUUUCCAUUUCUGUUCCAAUAUGUUCACUUUUCCCCUCGUCCAUUGUAUAACAUCAGCUUCUCACAGUGCAGACAUCUAUUUUAAAUAUCAUUGAAACCUAUAUGAUAUCAUAACACACUAAUCUGUAAGUCCUUAGGUAAGUUGUAAUAGGGUGUGAUUUAAAAUAAAACAUAAGUGCAAUUCCGAUAAUAUUGAGUAUGCUAGAUUAGAACUUUCUGGAAUGACUAAAGUGCAUGAAGAUUUCCAUGUUCUGUUUUGGUGUCUAUUACUACAUUAACUCAUACUAAAAAUAGUACAAAAUGUAGCCUAGGAUAUUGUUAAUGAUAAGAAACAGCUGAAAUGCUUAUUUGAAUGCUCUAUUCACUUAAGGGCACACAGGUAAACACCGGUUGGUGGUGUUGCGGAAAGUUGGAAAAAUGGAUGGAAGCAAUCACAGCAGGGUCUCCGAGUUCCUACUCCUGGGGAUCUCUGAGAGUCCUGAGCAGCAGAGGGUCCUGUUUUGGGUGUUCCUGUCCAUGUACCUGGUCACGGUGGUGGGAAAUAUGCUCAUCAUCCUGGCCAUCGGCUCUGACUCCCGUCUGCACACCCCCAUGUACUUCUUCCUGGCCAACCUCUCCUCCACUGACCUCUUCUUCGUCACCAACACCAUCCCCAAGAUGCUGGUGAACCUUCAGUCCCAGAACAAAGCUAUCUCAUAUGCAGGGUGUCUGACACAGCUCUACUUCCUGGUUUCCUUGGUGGCCCUGGACAACCUCAUCCUGGCCACAAUGGCAUAUGACCGCUAUGUGGCCAUCUGCCAACCCCUCCACUAUGUCACCGUCAUGAGCCCUGGGCUCUGUGUUUCACUCCUCGCCUUGUGUUGGGCACUCUCUGUCCUCUACGGCCUCAUCCACACCCUCCUCAUGACCAGGGUGACCUUCUGUGGGUCCCGGAAGAUCCACUACAUCUUCUGUGAGAUGUAUGUCCUGCUGAGGCUGGCCUGUUCCAACACCCAAGUCAAUCACACAGUGCUGAUUGCCACAGGAGCCUUCAUCUUCCUCACCCCCUUUGGGUUCAUGAUCACGUCCUAUGUCCAGAUUGUCAGAGCCAUCCUCCGAUUACCCUCAGCCUCAAGCAAAUACAAAGCCUUCUCCACCUGUGCCUCCCAUCUGGCUGUGGUCUCCCUCUUCUACGGGACGCUCUGCAUGGUCUAUCUGCAGCCCCUCCACACCUACUCCAUGAAGGACUCAGUGGCCACAGUCAUGUAUGCGGUGGUGACCCCCAUGAUGAACCCUUUCAUCUACAGCCUGAGGAACAAGGACAUGCAUGGGGCUCUGGGAAGACUCCUCUUAGGGAAAGUCUUCCCGAGGUUGGCAUGAGGAUAAUUUUGGAAAGUGCAUUAAGGUAGAGAUUGGGGAUUCCCUUCACCAUGUGCAAGGCAUUAUCCCAUGUGGGAUACAGCAUAGAUCCAGCUCACAAUGAGCUCGUAUGUCUGUGAUGAAAUAAAGACAUGAACGUGUAACCCAAGUUCCACCUAAUCUCACCAGCCUUGGCAAUAAGUCAGGUCUCUCUAACACUAAUAGGAGAGUUUGUAGGAAACCUCCUUCAGCUUCGCCUGACACAAGACCACAGUCCCAGCCUUAUUCAGAGAGACCCACGUAUGGCUUAGUGGGUCUCUCGUGUUCUCCUACACGCAAUCACUCGUAUUUCUUCUUGAAGGAGCCUGCUGCCUGCAGGCCAUUCAUAGACUAAACCUGGCACUACAUCUCCUGAAGGUACCCUGGGUGAGGCCAUGCCUUUCCUGAUACUCUGCCAGGCCCCACUCCCAUGCUUCAGU
This is a messenger RNA of Sus scrofa (pig), 4822 nucleotides long. Lineage: Eukaryota; Metazoa; Chordata; Mammalia; Artiodactyla; Suidae. The record is from RefSeq and is a predicted model, not a curated record.